This is a messenger RNA of Vitis riparia (riverbank grape), 907 nucleotides long. Its product is annotated as alpha carbonic anhydrase 4-like. The record is from RefSeq and is a predicted model, not a curated record. Bases 28 to 858 code for a protein of 276 amino acids. Lineage: Eukaryota; Viridiplantae; Streptophyta; Magnoliopsida; Vitales; Vitaceae. The transcript has 7 exons. Gene Ontology annotation, molecular function: carbonate dehydratase activity; zinc ion binding.
UCAGUCAGCUUCUCAGUUCUCACCAACAUGCAUACCACCAGCCCUCACUUCCUCUUUCUCAUUCUCUUUUCUCUUCUUCUCUCUUCCCUUUUCACCAUUGCCACAUCUUCUGAAUCUGAAACUGAAGAUGAAACUCAAUUUAGUUACAUUGAAGAUACCGGCAAAGGACCAAAGAGAUGGGGCCAGAUUAACCCUGAUUGGCAAGCCUGUGGUAAUGGGGCAAUGCAGUCUCCAAUUGAUCUUCUUGAUGCAAGGGUGCAGGUUUUGCCUAAUCUUGGAAAAUUAAAGAGGGAUUAUAAACCGGCUCCUGCUGUUGUGAAAAACAGAGGACAUGAUGUCACGGUGGAAUGGAAAGGAUAUGCAGGAAAGAUUAACAUCAAUGGGACUUAUUUCAAACUGCAACAGUGCCAUUGGCAUUCACCUUCGGAGCACACCUUUAAUGGAUCGAGGUACAACUUAGAGCUGCAUGUCGUUCAUUUAAGCUCUGAUGAGAAGAUUGCUGUUAUUGGAAUCACCUACAAAUAUGGAAGAGCUGACCCUUUCCUCACAAGGAUGCUCCGCCACAUUGAUUCACUCCCGGUUGGGGAAGAAAAGGAAUUGGGGAUUGUUAACCCGGGUGAUAUUAAGUUCGGGAGCAGAAAGUACUAUAGAUAUAUUGGUUCUCUCACAGUUCCUCCAUGUACAGAGGGUGUUAUUUGGACAAUAAGCAAGAAGGUGAGGACAGCCACAAGGGAGCAAGUGAGAGCCUUGAGGAAGGCUGUUCAAGAUGGAUAUGAGGCAAAUGCAAGGCCAAGUCAGGAAGUGGAUGGAAGAACAGUUUUGUUGUAUAAACCCAGUCUGCGUAGAGGUUCUACUUAGCCUCAAAUGGAAUGGAAAAAAGCCCAAUAAUAAAUAUAUUUUCUAUCAA